GUUGGAAUGUUUUUGGAUAAAAGACAGCGCCAUCGAAAAUCAGACGUAACGCAACGUUUCGGCGUCACCUCCAAAGCCUUUAUCCGUUUCUACACUAUUCCAGUUCCAAAACCCUAACCCACUUUUCACUCUCAUCUCCGGCGAAUUCUUCCGAUGGGUCUUCUCUCAUGGUGGAAAGGUGGUUCUGCGCCAUCGGAGUCCAAUUCGAAGCCGCAGCCUCCUCCGAAGAACGUCUCUCAGCCGCCCGAAGUCCCUGGCCUUAACGGUGCCGUCGAAGUCCCCCGACCGGCCGCCACUGUGACCGUCUUCGAGUUCGGCUCCGUUUCCGCUUCAUCCGAUAGUGUCACCCUAACCGGUUACUGCCCUGUCUCCGACGACCUCGAGCCCUGCCGCUGGGAGAUUCUGCCUGCAAGCGGCUCCGACGCGCCUCUUUUUCGCGUCGUCUUCUGAGGUGCUUGAGAUGUUUAUGGAAGCCACAAGAAUAUGCCUCAAUGAUUAUUGGUUUUGUUGGCCAGAAGCUUCUUGGAAUCAUUCAAGAGAGUUGCAGUAAUUUGCGGCGUUUCACAUAA
This is a messenger RNA of Cucurbita pepo subsp. pepo (vegetable marrow), 569 nucleotides long. RefSeq names its product allyl alcohol dehydrogenase-like protein. NCBI's taxonomy places the organism in Eukaryota, Viridiplantae, Streptophyta, Magnoliopsida, Cucurbitales, Cucurbitaceae. The record is from RefSeq and is a predicted model, not a curated record.